Siniperca chuatsi (mandarin fish) is the source of this 6856-nucleotide messenger RNA. RefSeq names its product calcium-activated potassium channel subunit alpha-1. Gene Ontology annotation, biological process: potassium ion transport; transmembrane transport. Lineage: Eukaryota; Metazoa; Chordata; Actinopteri; Centrarchiformes; Sinipercidae. Bases 660 to 4625 code for a protein of 1321 amino acids. The transcript has 32 exons. Gene Ontology annotation, molecular function: large conductance calcium-activated potassium channel activity. Gene Ontology annotation, cellular component: postsynaptic membrane. The record is from RefSeq and is a predicted model, not a curated record.
AAAUCUGCGAUGCCAUCUCCCAACAGAUGAAUGUGACAGGCGGCUGCCGGAGCCCGGAAAGCGAGAUUUACUUAACCCGCUCCCUGACUCAAGAAAUCGUCAUUUUUUUUUAAAACGACAUCUCCAUAAAAAGGAUAUCGAAUAACUGCGACCUUAAACGUGAGGCGCGCAUUCAACAGUGCGCGCUGCGCAGCUGAAGUAGCGGACCUGCUCAAAGCUGCACUGUUAAAUAAGGUGGAGCAGUGAGUGAAUCGAUCGACUGACGAGGACAACACGCCUCUUCAUCAUAGUCAUAAGCUUUAUCCAUUGGGACUGUUAGGAAAAUCGUGAGUUUUUGAGGAGUUUUCAAGAAAAUGUCAUUUUUACGCACAGAUCAAAAGAUGACGCGCAAUUCCAGCCAUGAACGCGCAUCGUGAGGCGCACGACUGAUACCUUGAUUUCAAAGGAAGUUUUUAUUAUUGUGCGUGUGUCUGCUGUCACUCAACUUUUACGUCCUUGCUUAGUGAAGCCAGAUGAGAAGGCAGAGCGGAGCGGAAGGUGGUUGACUUAACAUGGCUGAGCCGCUGGGGCAUCAGGGGGCGCUGGCUGGAGCUCCCCAACGCGCCUGAAUCCCAGUUGAGUUGAUUGUUUGGGGUCUGGCAGGUGACCAGAAGCCGAUAAUGCCGAAGAACAGGGAGAAAUUCAACCCGGACCCGUCCAUCCACAUAUCCAAGAUGAAUGUGAUCAUCCCGUUUUCAUCAGAUGUGCCUUGUGACAGCAACGGCCAGCGGAUGUGGUGGGCUUUCCUCGCCUCCUCCAUGGUCACUUUCUUCGGGGGUCUCUUCAUAAUCCUACUGUGGAGAACUCUCAAAUACCUGUGGACUGUGUGCUGCCACUGUAACGCCAAGAAGAAGGAGGUCCAUCGGAUCACCACAGGCGAUGGCAUCAAGCGCACUGACAAGGAUGACCCGGCGGCCAGCGAGGUGGGCUGGAUGACCUCGGUCAAAGACUGGGCCGGAGUCAUGAUAUCUGCUCAGACACUGACUGGAAGAGUCCUGGUGGUGCUCGUAUUUGCUCUCAGCAUUGGAGCCCUUGUUAUAUACUUCAUAGAUUCCUCUGAUCCUAUUGAGUCCUGUCAGAACUUCUACAGCAACUUGACGUUGCAGAUCGAUAUGGCAUUCAACGUGUUCUUCUUGUUGUACUUCGGCCUCCGUUUUAUUGCUGCCAAUGACAAGCUGUGGUUCUGGUUGGAGGUGAACUCAGUGGUGGACUUCUUCACGGUUCCUCCGGUGUUUGUGUCUGUGUACCUGAACAGGAGCUGGCUCGGCUUGAGGUUUUUAAGGGCCUUAAGGUUGAUACAGUUCUCAGAAAUUUUACAGUUUUUGAAUAUACUAAAGACAAGCAACUCGAUAAAGCUGGUGAAUCUGUGUUCAAUCUUCAUAAGCACAUGGCUAACUGCAGCAGGCUUCAUUCAUUUGGUGGAAAACUCAGGGGAUCCUUGGGAAAACUUCCAAAAUUCUCAGGCACUUUCCUACUGGGAAUGUGUCUACUUACUCAUGGUUACUAUGUCCACUGUUGGCUAUGGAGACGUUUAUGCAAAAACCACCCUGGGCCGCCUGUUUAUGGUCUUCUUCAUCCUUGGUGGUUUGGCCAUGUUUGCGAGCUACGUCCCUGAAAUCAUAGAGUUAAUAGGAAACCGCAAGAAAUAUGGUGGUUCCUAUAGUGCUGUUAAUGGGAGAAAGCACAUCGUGGUCUGUGGUCAUAUAACACUUGAGAGUGUGUCCAACUUUCUAAAAGACUUCCUACACAAGGACAGGGAUGAUGUCAAUGUAGAAAUUGUUUUUCUCCAUAAUAUUUCCCCUAAUCUUGAGCUGGAAGCCUUGUUCAAGCGACACUUCACCCAGGUGGAGUUUUACCAAGGGUCUGUCCUAAACCCACACGACCUGGCCAGAGUCAAGAUCGAAUCAGCUGAUGCCUGUUUGAUCUUAGCCAACAAAUACUGUGCUGACCCUGAUGCUGAGGAUGCAUCCAACAUCAUGAGGGUAAUAUCUAUCAAGAACUACCAUCCAAAGAUCAGAAUAAUCACUCAAAUGUUGCAGUACCACAAUAAGGCCCACCUUUUGAACAUCCCAAGCUGGACCUGGAAGGAGGGAGAUGACGCCAUUUGUCUUGCAGAGCUGAAGCUCGGCUUCAUUGCCCAGAGCUGCCUGGCUCAGGGCCUCUCCACCAUGCUGGCCAACCUUUUCUCCAUGAGGUCCUUCAUCAAGAUUGAGGAGGACACUUGGCAGAAGUAUUACCUAGAAGGAGUAUCCAAUGAGAUGUACACUGAGUACCUGUCGAGUGCCUUUGUGGGCUUGUCCUUCCCUGUUAUUUGCGAGCUCUGCUAUGUGAAGCUAAAGCUACUACUGAUAGCUAUAGAGUACAAGUCUGAUCAAAGGGAAAGCAGCACACUGAUAAACCCUGGAAACCACGUGAAAAUGCAAGAGGGGACCUUGGGCUUCUUCAUUGCCAGUGAUGCCAAAGAAGUAAAGAGGGCGCUGUUUUACUGUAAAGCCUGCCACGAUGAUAUUACUGAUCCCAAAAGGAUAAAGAAAUGUGGAUGCAAGAAAUGUUGCUCAGCAGUAAACAACGGUCCCCUAAUCCAGUCGUCAACUUAUCAAUACAAGUCAGCUAAACUGAACCACAACUCGGCCACCGAGGUCUGUAGGGGGCCCCGUAGCAGAGUUGCUGCUUUGUCGGUCCCGCUGGUAAACAACCGCAAGGGAAGCCUGCUGCCCCCCGCUGAGCCCUCUGCUCUGAGACUGAGCCUCAUGGGCUCCGGGGACCUGGGCCAGGUGGGGCAGCUACCAGGGGUGGCAGAAGAGGCCAGCCAGCUCCAGCGGGCACGUAGCCUUCCGGUGAAAUACAGAUACCACCCCAGUCACUCCAAUAACGCCACACUCAGUCACAGGCAUUUUGAAGAGGACCAACAGUUGGCGUUAUCGCCUAAAAAAAAGCAACGAAACGGAGGCAUGAGAAAUUCUCCAAACUCCUCACCCAAGAUAAUGAGACAUGACCCGCUCCUCAUCCCCGGGAACGAGCAGAUUGAGAGCAUGGACGAGAAUGUAAAGAAAUAUGACUCCACAGGGAUGUUUCACUGGUGCUCGUCCAAAGACAUCGAGAAGGUCAUCUUGACCCGGAGUGAGGCAGCCAUGACUGUUCUGAGCGGUCACGUGGUCGUGUGCAUAUUUGGAGAUGUGAAAUCCGCGUUGAUCGGUCUCCGAAACUUCGUCAUGCCUCUGAGAGCGAGCAACUUUCACUACCAUGAGCUGAAGCACAUCGUGUUUGUCGGCUCCCUUGAGUAUCUGAAGCGGGAAUGGGAGACUCUUCACAAUUUUCCAAAGGUCUCCAUUCUACCAGGCACACCGUUGAGUCGGGCAGAUCUGAGGGCUGUCAACAUCAACCUCUGCGACAUGUGUGUCAUUCUGUCAGCCAAUCAGAACAAUAUUGACGAUGCAUCACUGCAGGACAAAGAAUGCAUCUUGGCGUCACUCAACAUCAAAUCCAUGCUGUUUGACGACAGCAUCGGGGUCUUGCAGGCUAAUUCCCAAGGCUUCACACCACCAGGGAUGGAUAGAUCCUCUCCUGAAAACAGCCCAGUCCAUGGAUUAGUAAGGCAGACUUCUGUCACAACUGGAGCAAAUAUUCCCAUCAUAACAGAACUAGCGCCAUUAGCAAAGCCAGGCAAAAAACUGCCAGUGAUUUCAUUCAGUCAGGAUAAAAGCAGUGGGACCAGCAUACAAAUAAUAACUGAGCUGGUGAAUGACUCGAACGUUCAGUUCCUGGACCAAGAUGAUGAUGACGACCCAGACACAGAGUUAUACCUCACUCAGCCUUUUGCCUGUGGGACAGCCUUCGCAGUCAGUGUGCUGGAUUCUUUAAUGAGUGCUACAUACUUCAAUGAUAAUAUCCUCACUUUGAUCCGGACGCUGGUAACAGGCGGGGCGACACCGGAGCUGGAGGGGCUGCUGGCAGAGGAGAAUGCAUUACGGGGCGGCUACAGCACACCACAGACCCUGGCAAACAGGGACAGGUGUCGUGUGGCACAGCUGGCCUUGUACGACGGGCCCUUUGCCGACCUUGGGGAUGGUGGUUGUUAUGGUGACCUGUUUUGUAAAGCCCUAAAAACAUACAACAUGCUGUGCUUUGGUAUCUAUCGGUUAAGAGACGCACAUCUAAACAGUCAAAGCCAAUGUACCAAACGGUAUGUCAUAACCAAUCCACCAUAUGCGUUUGAGCUGGUGCCCUCAGACCUGAUAUUCUGCCUAAUGCAGUUUGACCACAACGCUGGCCAGUCUCGAACCAGCCUCUCCCACUCUUCACAUUCGUCCCAUUCCUCCAGCAAAAAGAGCUCCUCCGUCCACUCAGUCCAAACCACCAACCGCACCAACCGCACCAAAAGCAGGGACUCACGAGACAAACAAAAUGCAUCAAGGAUGAAUAGAGUGGGCCAAGAAAAGACAUGGUUUACAGAUGAGCCAGAGAAUACCCACCUGAGGACCAUACAGAUCAAGCCUGUGAAUACUCUCGCCAUCAACCAAGUCAGUCAGUAUAAAUCCACAAGCAGCUUGAUUCCACCCAUCAGAGAAGCAGAAGACGAGUGCUGAGCUCCAGAACCGCACUGACACCUGAACGCUUGGACUCCCAGAAGACUUAUCGUGUAGGUGUCAGACUGGGACUCGGAUAUCUUCUCAUCUGCAAACCACAAAUCAUCACUUGACAUUAGAAGAGACAAACCAUACUGCUUUCCUCAUUCAUCUCUGCAGCAAGCUUAUUGUACAAGCCGAUUUAGAAUCAUACAUGAAAUAUACAUGAAGACAAUCAUAGUCAAACAUUGCAACCACUCAACUAUUAGUUUGCAUAGCUAAUUUUUAGUGGUGACCAGACUCCAUGACUUUUUUUGUUCCAUUUUGGGGAAUGAGGGUCACUUGAAGGAGAACAGCAAUGUAAAAAUUCACACUACUACUCCUAAAAGAGCGGAUUAUUAUGAUAACUGGAUCAAGUUUUGCAAUUGUAAAAGUUGCCUUUUUAGCUGUUGAUGAACAACUACUACUACUGCAUUUACUAUACCCAGUGUUGCAGAGUUAUUCUGUACAGUAUGUUAAAAUGUGUAUUUUACAUCCAGCUGCAAUCCCACCACAAUGGCAUUGUUAGUGACUGACUCUCAGUGAUUCCUUUGCCAUUUGGAGCUAAUUCACAACAUUUGUGACAGCUAAGAUGGCCAGUGUCCAUGUGUAAAUGGCAUUUGGCUCCAGCCUUAUCUCUACCCAUUUAUAUUUGUCUUAUCUUUGCCUUUUUGAGUCGUUUGUUAUAUAUGUUUUCAUGUCGCUGUUAGGUUGCAAUGUCCAAAACCCCAGAAAUCUUAAUAAGUAAAGCUUUUAAGUAUCUGCAAAGUUUCUCCAGGGGUAAAACAUUAGGAAUAUUCUUUUUAUUUUCUUCUUUUAAUGUCAAUAGCCAAAUAUGAUAGAGCUGUUUUGUUGGCAACAUUAGAAUAUAACCAAAAAUGUCACACAGUUUCUAAUAGUGACAGAACUAUUCAUUUACUUAAGGCACCAUAGACAGCAAAGCCAAACGCUAUAAUAUAGCAUGGCGCCAUAUUAUAAGGUUGUAGGUUAGUUGAAUGUGAAAGCCACAUAUCGCAUGAAGUGGGCAUUUUUAAGUCCUCCUUUGGCUGUAAGCACUGCCUGACACAGGAUUGUCUUGGAGGCCAUUAAGCGCUUAUAUGUACUCCAUGACCAAUCUUAAUCAUUAUUUGACAUGUUAAUGCUUUUUUUGUAGAUACUUAAAAAACAGCUCUAUCAUAAAAAGUUAUUUUGGCUAUUUUGUUUGUAAACCAUCUUGGUGAUCAAUAUCAUAUCCAUUAUAUUCAUAAAAAAAAAACAAACAAACAAUGUCCACACAUCUAAUGAAGCACCGAUCAAUUGUUUCAGUUUAUAAGAGCAUGAGGCCAGUAUGCAGAGCUAAUAGUGGUUAUUAAUCUUGUCUUAUUUAAAUAAUACAGCAUAGCUAUAUUGGCACUGUUGUCACUUUACAUCAGAAUCAAUGAAGGAGAAAGAAAAGUAAAAAAAAAAAAAAAAACAACAACAACACAAGCAAUCCAUAAAAUCCUUAAUCCACAGAGGAUGCGUCACAGUCCAGCCAAGGAUUCAUCUUGGAUGUGAAAAGAGAGGUUGUGACAUUUUUACUGGCACAGAGAACAUCAAAACCACCCGUCUCUCAAUGCCAGUAAUGUGCCAGGCAGUGCUGAAGCCAACGGAGGACUCCAGAAGACCCACUGCUGCGAAAAGAGGCUUCUAGUUUAGCUGGAUUUAAGCAAAAUUUACUUUUGAGAGUGAGAAAUGUACUUUCCUUUUUGCUUUCCAUCUUGCCAGCUCAGAGACCAUUCUUUUAAAAACUUGUCGUUGAAUUUCUUAAUAUGAGGCUGUAAUUCCCUGGAGAUAACUAGAACUGUAGUGAAUAAUUUGAAGUCUUAAAACUAUUUUUAAAUGACACAUCGUCAACAGCAGAGUCUGCUGCAAUUCAUUUUUAUGUACUCUUCAAAGAAAUCUGUAAAGCUUAAUGUAAAAUAUUUAUUUUUAGUGUAUUCUUGUUUGACAGUACCUGUGGGGUUGAGAGACAUUCGGCAUUGCAGUCUACUUUGCAUUAUUUUGUGAUUUUUUUUUUAGCACAUUGACUUGUGUUUACAAUGACAGUGCUAAGUUGAUAUUUCUGACUAUGUCAUAAUACCCAGUAAUAAAUACAGUUUAUUGUCUUGUACAAAUAGGCUUGUACAUAAAUUGUACAUGAUUUCAUUUUGUAUUUUCACAAAUUAAAAGCUGAUGUAUUGUGUUCUACAGUA